GAGCCACGCGUCCGUCCCAAAUCAAGCACGCCAUUGCUGGAAGCGCGCUGCAGCAGAUCCGGCAUCCUCCGGCCCGGUCUGCUCUGCUGACGCCUGACGGAGAAAACGAGGAGAAUCCCUCUUCUUCCCGCCAGUCCUACUCAGUCAACGCCUGCGAUGAGAGAGAAAAAUGGAGAAGAAAGCGAGAAUAGGAGCUGCGCUUAAUUUUAGUCUGUCUUCUCCUUUUCGUUGCCCGUUCAGGUUAGUUGUUGUACUCCGUGCGACGGGGUUUCCAUGAUUGGCACCUCAUCAGAUCGCUGUGGCUUGCAACGAUUGGGGUUCGGUAGCAGUUUUUGACGCUCCCUUCGAUCCUCUUUUCUCCAGAGGGCCUUGUUCCGACCCUUGAUCACUCGAGAUUGUGAGGUAGUGGAGAGUGGAAGCUGUUGCUUGAAGAAAUUGUGGAUCGGGCAAGUAGUAAGAAGAAUGUCGAAGGUAAUAUAUGAAGGAUGGAUGGUGCGCUAUGGUCGGAGGAAGAUCGGCCGUUCGUUCAUCCACAUGCGGUACUUCGUACUCGAGACUAGGGUUCUUGCUUAUUACAAGAGGAAGCCCCAGGGUAACAUGGUUCCUAUCAAAACGCUUUUCAUAGAUGGGAAUUGCAGGGUGGAGGAUAGAGGUCUUAAGAUUCACAAUGGACAUAUGGUUUAUGUACUGUGUGUGUACAACAAAAAGGACAAGUACCAUCGAAUUAUGAUGGCAGCAUUCAACAUCCAGGAAGCUCUGAUCUGGAAGGAGAAAAUUGAAUCUGUGAUUGAUCAGCAUGAUUUAAACACAGCUAAUGGAAAUAUGGUACAUGCUUCAUUUAUGGCCAAAGCUGGCAUUAAUCCUGAUAGGAAUGCUUCUUCAUCUGACCGGGAAAGCCUGGCAAGUGCUGAAGAGGAGGAAGAGAACAACCGCUCAUUGAUGCGCAGGACAACAAUUGGCAAUGGCCCUCCCGAAUCGGUGCUUGAUUGGACACGGGAGGGUGACUCGGUUUUAUCAAAUCAAAGUACUUCAGAUCAAGUUUUUUCUAGAAAACAUUGGCGUCUUGUCAGAUGCCAGAAUGGUCUUCGAAUUUUUGAAGAGCUUUCGGAAGCUGAUUACCUUCCUCGAAGUUGUAGUAGAGCAAUGAAAGCUGUGGGUGUAGUGGAGGCCACUUGUGAAGCAAUUUUUGAACUUGUGAUGUGCAUGGAUGGAACCCGAUUCGAGUGGGACUGCAGCUUCCAGUAUGGAAGUUUAGUAGAGGAGGUAGAUGGACAUACUGCAAUAUUGUAUCAUAGACUGCAGCUGGGCUGGUUUUCCAUGUUUGUUUGGCCACGUGAUCUUUGCUAUGUGCGCUACUGGAGACGUAAUGAUGAUGGGAGUUAUGUUGUGCUAUUUCGGUCUAGGGAGCAUCCAAAUUGCGGUCCACAACCAGGAUUUGUUAGGGCCCAUAUUGAGAGUGGUGGAUUCAAAUUUUCUCCUCUAAAAUCACGAAACGGGAGAACUCGAACGCAAGUACAACAUCUCAUGCAAAUUGAUUUGAAAGGAUGGGGUGUUGGAUAUUUUCCAUCAUUUCAGCAACAUUGUUUACUUCAGAUGUUGAACAGCGUAGCUGGAUUACGUGAAUGGUUUUCCCAAACAGAUGAAACCCACACAGUCCCAAGUAUACCAGUUAUGAUGAGUAUUGCGUCGGAUUCAGUUUCUUCCAAGAAGGGAAGGAGAAGCGAGGACAACUCUACGCAGUCAGUUCCUUUGGAUCAAUUGCAUUCUGCUGGUGGAAAUUCUGUAUUAUUGGAUGAAGAAUCUGACGAGGAUGAAGAUUACCAAAGUCCUGAGCCUGAAGAUGAGCUGGAGUCUGUUAAGGCUGAGAAUGCUAUGAAGCAAGCAGAUGAGGAUCCAUUGGAUCAGCUUGAUUUGUCAUGCUUCUCUGGCAAUUUACGACGUGAUGACCGUGAGAAUAGUCGAGAUUGUUGGAGAAUACCUGAUGGAAACAACUUCAAAGUCCGUAGCAAGACUUUCUGUUAUAACAAAACAAAGAUACCUGCAGGAAAACCUCUUAUGGAGCUUGUAGCAGUUGAUUGGUUCAAGGAUGUGAAAAGGAUUGACCAUGUUGCGAGGAGACGAGGCUGUGCGGUUCAGGUUGCCUCUGAGAAAGGACUGUUCACGUUCGUCAUAAAUGUUCAAGUUCCAGCUUCAAACCAUUACAGUAUGGUCUUUUAUUUUGUGUCAAAACCACUAGUUCCUGGGUCAUUGCUGCAGCAUUUUGUUGAUGGUGAUGAUGAAUUCCGAAACAGUAGAUUCAAGCUAAUUCCCUCUGUUCCUAAGGGUUCUUGGAUAGUUCGUCAGAGUGUUGGAAGCACCCCAUGCUUGCUAGGAAAAGCAGUUGAUUGUUCCUAUAUUCGCGGACCAAAAUAUUUGGAAGGUUGGCUCUUGCAGAUUGAUAUUGAUAUUGGUUCCUCUACUGUAGCCAAUGGAGUACUGGGACUUGUCUUUGGUGUAAUUACUACAUUGGUAGUUGACAUGGCAUUUCUUAUACAGGCAAACACUUACGAGGAGCUCCCUGAGCGGCUCAUCGGAGCUGUUCGCGUUUCGCAUUUGGAACUUUCUUCCGCUACUGUUCCACUGCUCGAGUCGAGCCCAACACAUAACUGAAUGAGGCGUUAAACUGCUGAUCUUGCAAUCCAAAUUCCUUCAACCUUUCUGGCUCAUUAAGGUUUCAUUUGGGACGGUUUUUUUACUGCUUCUUGAAGGAAGCAUGAUCAGUUUAGCAAGACUGCAUCGUUCAACUAUAAUGUUGCAGCAGGAAAAUUCCUUCUCCGGUUGUGCUAAACCAGUAGCGUAAAAAGGUAAGAUGUUCACACAAGUCAUCCUUCAUCACAAGUGUUUUAGAGCUCUGCCUGCGCUAAAGACCUCAGGGCCUUCGCGCUGAAUAAUACAUUCUAUCCGUUGCACUGCAAAUAUUGGAACUUGGGGCUUUAAAACUGUUUUCCCCCUUUUAUUAUUUUAGUUCUCUUUCUUUCUUUCUUUGCAAAGUCCAGCGUCAAUGAUGUAAAAUAUAGCAAAUUUUAUUGUGUACAAAAAAAAAAGAGCUAAUGAUGUUGAUGAGUGCGUGAAAAAAGAGUGAUUACUUUGUGAUAGAAAUCUGAAGUUUUGGAUCAUCAGCUUAUACGAAUCUUCAAUGUUUCCUUAA
This is a messenger RNA of Dendrobium catenatum, 3187 nucleotides long. Its product is annotated as protein ENHANCED DISEASE RESISTANCE 2. The record is from RefSeq and is a predicted model, not a curated record. Gene Ontology annotation, molecular function: lipid binding. NCBI's taxonomy places the organism in Eukaryota, Viridiplantae, Streptophyta, Magnoliopsida, Asparagales, Orchidaceae. The transcript is spliced from 22 exons. Bases 463 to 2649 code for a protein of 728 amino acids.